AUGUCGUCGAUUGUUUUUGCGCUUCCCACAGUUGACUUUGGUCUUUAUUUUGAAAACAAUACUUCACCUGAAGCCAUUCGCGAAUGCGAAAAGGCUGCGGAUGGAUUACGAGACUAUGGAGCGAUUCUGGUUAAAGACCCACGAGUGACAAAAGAAGACAAUGAUCGAUUCUUGGACAUGAUGGAGGAUUACUAUGCACAAUCCCACGAGGUUAAAAUGAGAGAUGCACGCCCCGACGUUGGAUAUCAAGUUGGAGUUACUCCUGAAUUCACCGAGGAAGCCCGCUGCAUUCGUGAUCCCAAAUGUCAUCAAAUCAUUGACGAGAUGACAGAAGAAAAUCGACCUGUACGACCGACAGGUCCAGAUCCAAAGUGGCGAUUCAUGUGGCCUAUCGAAAAACUUUCGGUAGAAACAAAAUAUGCGCGGCUCCAUGCUACACCUGUUAUACCGGAAGCGUUCAAAGAUACUUGGACAGACGUCAUGGACAAAUGGGGCGGUCAGAUGCAUCGAGCGGCAAUAACUGUCUUGGAAAUGUUUGCUAUCGGGUUCGGAAUGGCUCCCAAUACAAUCCGUGAUAUGGCAGUUGGCGGUGCUCAUCUACUUGCACCAACUGGCAGUGACUUGGAAAAACAUGGAAAGAUAGGAUCUAUUCUGGCCGCAUUCCAUUACGAUCUUAACUUGAUAUCCGUCCACGGAAAAUCGAGAUAUCCUGGCUUAUACAUUUGGCCACGCAAUGAGAACGACAGAAUCCUCGUUCAAGUCCCAGACGGUUACUUACUCGUGCAGGCAGGCAAGCAACUCGAAUGGCUGACUGGUGGAGAAAUCUUGGCUGGCUAUCAUGAAGUGGUUGUAACUAAGGAAACUUUGAAGGCUGUUGAAACGGCUAGGGUUACGCGUCCUGAUAGACCGCUGUGGCGUAUCUCUUCGACGUUUUUCUUUCAUCUAUCGACUGAAGCAACGCUACAACCCCUUGAACCCUUCCCAAAAGAUGACAAUCGCUAUCCGCCUAUUUGCGUCGGUGAAUACGUGAGCAACGAGCUGAGCCAUAUCAAGUUAAUCAAGGAUGAGCCUAUUGGUUACGCGAACUAA
Molecule: messenger RNA, 1089 nt
Organism: Paraglomus brasilianum
Lineage: Eukaryota; Fungi; Glomeromycota; Glomeromycetes; Paraglomerales; Paraglomeraceae
Source: the annotation of a GenBank genome assembly